AUGAUUUAUUCGAAAAGUGACGAUGAGGAUGAAUCGGAGUAUCGUUGCGAAAUAAUUCAUAGGCUGAAAGAGGAGAAAAAAUAUGAUGGUAGGACCCAGAUUUCUGACUGAAAUUCAAAAAAAUCAUCUGUUUCAGAAGUAGUUGAUCAUGUUCUGAGUGGAUGUGUGAACUGUAUAACAGAUACAUCGAAAUUCAAAGGCCAGGAGAUGUUGUUUCCAAAUGCACCCCCUCCAUGGAUUGAAAUUGAAGAGCAGGAAAAAGAAGAUCCAAAAACUUGGAAAAAGUAUCAAAAGAAAGCCGAACCUUCUCGAGCUGCAAUGACUGCUGAACAAAUUGAUGAAUAUCUGGAAAAUCUUGAGGGAGGAGAUGAGAAAAUUGUUUGGGAAAUUGUGAAGUUCAAAAGAGUUGAUCGAAUUGAGGCGUGGAGAAUUUUGCGAGGAUUUCGAGUGAAGAAAGCGGAUCAAUCGAAGAAGGAGAAAGAACAGGAAAUGAAAGCGGAGAAGAGUAGAAGGGCGGAACAAAGGGAGUUGGAACAACUUAAGAAAGCUGAUGAGAAGAGGGAAUUGUUGGAGAAGACUGAAACACAGAAAAUGCAUGAGAAAGAGAAAUUGGAAGAAAUGAAAGAAUUCAACGAGGAUGAGGAAGAAGAGGAAGAAAUUGAAGUGAAAAAAGAAAAAUCAGAAGAAAAACAAGGAGAGAAGAAGAAAGAGAGCACUGUGUUCAAUGUAAGAGUUAUGAAAAAUAGGCCCCCAAAACAUCAUUUUCAGUCCCAACAAGACCAGCGUCAGAAAUUCAAGCCUUGUUUUUAGGUUCGAAAAGAUAUGCCGUGGUCGCCGAAUAUGUUUGACAUACUUUGCCCGGAUCUACGAAGUGUGCUGAACAAUGAAGAUCAGCGUCGAUUAUCGGCAAUGUGUCAGAAUAAAAUGAAUCGGGGAGAAUUUCAGCAUGCGGCGAAUAAGAGGGAAUUUACGGUAAGUUUGGAGAGAAUGUUUAAUUUAUUUUGGUUUUAAAAGAAUACUCUCAAGUAUCUUUAAUUAAAAUGAGCAAUAUUGUAUCGAACAUUCGUUUAACAUGAGCAAUGAUUUCGAAAAAAACAACAUCAAAGCUUAGGAACUCUUUUCCAAAAUUAUAACCUGAGCAAUGCCCUACUUAUGAAAAUUCUGCAGGUUUUAAUGUGAAAUAUACGUGAAAAUUUGCAUUUUUGAAAAAUUUUGCUCUGAAGAUUGGCCUAUAGGAAACGUUUAAUUUCGGGCUCUAAUUUCGGGUUCUGAAGCUGAAAAUGUGUAGUUUUUCUUAUUCGGGAUAUUUUUGAGUCAUUGGACCCGAUUCAAAAUUUUCUAAGCCUGCCAAAAAUUUCCUAGCUCAACCAGAAACCUGAAAUUUUUUGUGGAAAAAACUUGGCCACCUUUAAUUUUCGAAAAUCCCCACCCAAAAUAUAACUCACGUUUUUCGAAAGGUCUUCGAUCGCAAUAUUUUGCAAAAUUAGAAAUGCCCCAAAAUGCUUCAUGUUUUUUUUUUUGAAAAAAAAUUCAGCGUGAUCUAGAAAAAUUGAGAUUAUCCAAAAAAAAUGUCAUAUUUCAUUCAUUUUCAGGAUCUCUUCAAAUCCGCCUCCGCCGAAUAUGAAACUCUAGUCGAAGCCGCAAAACAAUGGGCCAAUUCACAACCAGCUCAUCCAAUCAAUUUUAUCGCUUUCCCCAAGUUACUCUCACUGCAAAAAUAUUUGAAUCGAUUCAAUCUUCGAAAAUUGACUGGAAAAGGUUUCGAAAUUGGAAAUAUUUUAUUCACAAUUGAAACAAAUCAGGAAGUUGAGAUGACUGUUACAUCGGAGAAAAAUUCGGAGAUUCCAAGUGUUGUUGAAGUUUUGCACGAAGGCAUUUCAGAUACUUUGAUGGUAAGUUUUCCCGGAUUACAUUGAUAUAGACAUUUAAACAGAAAUUGUUUUAAGAUCCCUGAAAUCACAAAGAGAUGUGAACUCGUUCCGGAAUUAUUCAAUAUACAACCAAAAGAGAAAUUGAGAAUCGAACAAGAUCCGAAUAUUCGCGCAUAUUUCAAAUCAAAUCCAACAAUUAGUGUUGCAAUGGAUGCGACUACAGUAUGCCAUUUGAUGAAAACAAAUUGGGAAUCGAAGAAUUAUGGAAUGGCUUGUGAGAUUGUUGUUGAAAAUAUUGAUGGGAAAACGUGUGUGUUUUUUGCGAAACCAAAAGUCACGGCUAAUGUAAGUUUUUAUGGACUGAUAUAUGUUUUUGUACAGUUGUUUACGCUGAGAACCAUCCAGGGGCCGAAUUCAUAAAAGUGGUAGUUUUUCUGCAGAAUUCUCUAAAGAGCACAAAAAUAAGCCAAAAAUCUAGAAUUUUCUGAAGAUCGCGUUUUUGAGAACCCAUUAUUAGAGAUGAUUAGAGAUGAUUUUAUCGAAAAAUGAAUACAUGAUCCAAAUUUUUUCAAAAAAAAAUUUGAGGCUCAGGAUUCCACAUUUGAAAUUUUUGCUUUUGGUAAAUCGUCCCUCCUGAACAUCUUCCUGUAAUCGUUUUUGAUAAAAUCUUCUCUAACAUGAGUUAACGGGAUUUUCGGAAAAUUUUCGAUUUUUUGGCUCAUUUUCGUGCUCUUCAGAGAGUCGCCAGCAAAAACUGAAAACAGUAUCUUUUUCAGCAUGAAAAACUGUACAAAAAUAUAUAUGUCUCAUUGGAAAUAUCAAGGUUUAUUUGAUUUUGAGCACGUUCCGGUCAUUUUUAGUUAUGAAAUUUAAAAAAUAAUUGAUUGAAAUUUAUCAGUGAAAACUCGAACAUGGCCUCAAGGAUCUGCCAAAACUUCUAACAUCUAAUUUUGCAGAUAAGCCGAGCGAGUAUCCAAAGAAAAUACAUCAAAACAGUGAUUCGAAAUCAAUUUGUGAACAUUUGCGAGAAAAAUGCGAAACUUGAUGUUCAGCAUAUUUUGGAGCUGGAAAAACGUGGAGAGCAAAAGUAGGUUUGAAAAUUUCUGUUUUAAAUUUUUAAGAUUUUAAAUUUUUUCACUGUUUCAAAAAAAGUUAAAUCACAACAAAUUUGCCCUGAAUUUGUUCAAUAAUACGAUAAAUCGAAAAUGUUUGAAAAAUUUCGGAAAUUUAAAAUUUGAUUUUUUUUUAAAUUUUCAACUGUUCCAUGGAUUUUUGAUUCUCCCUCCCCAAAUAAAAGUUUUAAUUUCAGAGAAGAAUUUGAGCGUGUUCAUAUGUCAUCAUCUCAUCCAUCAACAAUUUCAUCUGCUUCAGCUUCAACUUCUUCUUCCGAUCUUCUCGACUCAAUUUUUGCGGAUGUUAAGAAAAUGGAUCAACGAAGCUCCAAAGAUAUCGGAAAACAGAGGAAAAUAAUUGAAACUGGAUAUAAUUAUUCGAUUGUCAAAUUCGGUUCUGCUGAAAUAUUAGUUCGAUCAAAGCCAGCAUUUCAAAUCGCUUAUUCAUAUGAUUCUGCGCAGAAAAAAGGAAUUCAGCAAUUAUUAGAGAAUCGGAAAAAUGUAACAUUUGAGCCGAGAAUUGAAUAUUUACCAAAUGGUGGAGCUAUGGAACUUGGACCGGAAGAAUGGGUUUGGAAUUAUAUGAAAAAGUUGUUGAAAAAGUCAGAUGCUCAUGUUUUGUUCAGAACACAUUACAAGUAAGUUUGUAUAUUUUUUUUGGAAAAUAAAAUUGAAAAAUGAUUUUUCAGAGGUGAUUGUGUUCUUCAACUCGAUGCGCUGACAAUGGAAAGUAGUAAUGUUUCAUCGAGACCACAAGGAGCACUUGAAUUGUAAGGGUUUUCAGGGGAGGAGGUUCUGGCAAGAAAAAUGGCCAGAGAUUUUGGGAAAAUAAAAUUAAAACAUGGAUUUGAAAACAUCAAAAAUUCAAAAUUUUCUCAACGAAAAUAGGGAGAAUCAGAAAAAAGCAAGCCUUCUGAAAAUGCCACGUGGAUUUUUCUAGCCAUCUGAAAAUUACACGUGGAUUUUCUAACGAGCUGAAAAUUCCACGUGAAUUUUAUCUCUUCUGAAAAAAUAUUCUAAAGUUACAGAACUGAAAAUUGAUAUUUAUAUUCAAAAACAUUCGAUAUUCAGAAUUUUUUUCAAAAAAUCAAAUUUUAGACAAAUUGUUGGAUAUCCUGAAAACCAUUCAAAUCAACCCAGAAAUAAUGUAUUUUUGAUCUAAUUACAGAAAACAUUUUGAAAAUUUUUAGGUUUAGAGAUUUUGUAUUUUAUUUAUUUUAUUUUAUUUAUUCAAUACGUUGUGGGACAACGUGACGACAAGUACAAUAAUAAUAAUAAUACAUGAAAAAGAAAUAAAAGAAAGACAGGGCUUACGAGUUAUAACCCGGGGGUUGAGAAUGCGCUGGUAUUUAUACUGAAUCCGGUUAAUUAUUUGGUGAAUCUGAAAUUUGUGAAGAGCAAGUGCGAUUAGUGAAGAAGUUUUUGCGAAUAUUUGUUUUUGGGACUUUGUAAUGAUAUCUGAUUUUACUACGAGUUUUAGAAUCCGCUUCUACGGUGAAGAGUUUACCAUAAACCAGAUCAAUUUUAUUUGUAUUAAGUUUAUGUAAGAAUAUCUUGUCAAUUUUCAUUCUACGAUUUUCAAGACUCAUAAGACCAAACUCAGUAUUUCUAGUUUCACUAAAUUUGUAAUCCUUCUCAUCUGAUCUAAUAAAUCUCCCUUUAAUUCUAAAAAAUAAUUUUCUAGUGAAGUUGUUUUGGGCACUUUCUAUAAUUUGUUUCAAUUUUUUCGUAGACGGCGAUGUUACUACUGUUCCAUAUUCUAAUAAAGGUCUUACGAAAGUUUUAUACAAAUUAAUCAUAAACUUGAUAUUAUUGCUUUCAAAAGUCUUAAAAAUUUGAUACGUCAUAUAAUUGGCCUUAGAAACAGAUUUUUUCCAAUGUUCCUCAAAAUCCAAAAUUUCUUCCAAAUUUCGUGGUUUACGUUCUGGUUCUCUGAAAAUGUCCAAAUUUUUUCAAAUUGUAUUUUCAAUUUCUAAACUUACUUGUCGUAUUUUUAAUAAGACCACUGGGAAAUUUCACACAGUUGAGCAGGUUCAAUUUACAGCGUGGCCAGAUUAUGGUACAUCAUCUUUUGUGAAAUAAUUACCCUUAAGGGUAUUAUUUGAAACGUAUUGUGAAAUGGCAUUUUCAACCCAAAUUGCACACGAUGUUUUUUCUUGUCAUUUCCGAGAGACACAGAUUUUUAUAAAUUAGUUAAAAUUCACCAUUUUUUCUAGAUUAUCCAAAAAAACAAUGAUGAUGGAAAAGCUUAUCUCAAAAAUCGUUGGACUUGACGAAGGCAUUUUCUUGGCUUAUCAAGAACAACAACAAGAUUUGAGAAUUGUUCCAAGCAAUGAUUCAAAAGCUGCAGUUCCCUCGAAUUAUUUGAAUUUAAACAAGGACUGCAUCAAAUCGGAUGAUUGUGAUACACAUUUUUUCAAUGGAUUUGCACCGUGUAUUAUGUUGCAAUGGCAAAUUGUACAAGGAAGAGCACCAAGAUUGUUAAUGGCUGCUGAUUCGGAAAUUGUUAAGAAAGUGAGUGGGAUGAAUUGGAAUACAAUAAUAAAUAUUGAUUGUUUUUCAGCUGCCAAAUGAUAAAUCGCGUGAAAAAAUAAUGAAAAAACAGCAGAAUCAACAGAAGAAUAAACGAAAAUUCAACAAGAAAAUGCAGAAUUCGAAAAAACGGCGACUAGGUAAAUUUUUUUUGGGGGGUUAAACAUAUUUCAAUGUUUUCAAACUAGACUAUAGUUUGGUUAGUUUUCGAUAGAAUUUUAAUAAUAAUUUUGCUGGCGCCAAAAGCCGUAUUUUUCAAAAUCUAAAGCAAAAUUCUAAAUUUAUGUCGCCAAAAAGUAUAUUCUUCAAAAUUCAAUAAAAUUUCCCAGAUUUAUAGUCAAACUAGAGUCCGGUUUCGAGAAUUUUUCAAAUGUUUGUCAAACUAGACUAUAGUUUGGUUAUUUUUUUAAUCAAAAUUUUUGGAGCGAAGUAUAAAAAUUUUUUUUUACAUUAGAAAAUCAAUUUGCCACGUGGCAUAAUUUUCAAAAAAACGGCUUUCGGAAUUCUAGUAACUACAGUCUAGUUUGACAACACAAUUGUCUAACCGCGUUCAAAAAUCAUAUUUUUCAAUUUUUCAGAUCUUGACGAUCCAAAUACAAGUUCUGAACAACCACAAGAAUAUCAGCCAAGAACGAAAAAAUGGAAAAGAAAGAAAUAA
Caenorhabditis angaria is the source of this 6173-nucleotide messenger RNA. NCBI's taxonomy places the organism in Eukaryota, Metazoa, Nematoda, Chromadorea, Rhabditida, Rhabditidae. The record is from the annotation of a GenBank genome assembly.